Messenger RNA from Lotus japonicus, 3501 nucleotides. RefSeq names its product suppressor of RPS4-RLD 1-like. Bases 171 to 3284 code for a protein of 1037 amino acids. The record is from RefSeq and is a predicted model, not a curated record. Lineage: Eukaryota; Viridiplantae; Streptophyta; Magnoliopsida; Fabales; Fabaceae. The transcript is spliced from 24 exons. Gene Ontology annotation, molecular function: protein binding. Gene Ontology annotation, biological process: negative regulation of DNA-templated transcription.
CGCUGCUAUCUAUCUAGCACUCGCCUUCUUCCCAAUUUCCAGUCCUGCACCUGUUAAGUGUUAACUAACCACUGCACAACACAACAACUGCCCCAACUUUCACAUUCACUGAACCCAGUCACAAUUCAAAACACCGAUUCCCUGCACCUCACUCACUCACUCACUCACUCAUGGCUCCUGCUGCAACCUCCGAGCGAGUCGAGUUAACUCGGUUCUGCGCCUCCAAGGACUGGUCCAAGGCCAUUCGAGUUCUCGAUUCUCUCAUUUCUCGCUCCGCUUCAAUCCAAGACAUAUGCAACCGUGCCUUUUGCUACAGCAAAUUGGAGCUCCACAAGCAUGUGAUCAAGGACUGUGAUAGAGCGCUUCAGCUUGAUCCUGCGUUUCUUCAACCUCAUAUUCUCAAAGGUUGCGCGCUCUCGGAGCUGGGAAGGAAAGCAGAUGCUUUGUUGGUGUGGGAGCAAGGCUAUGAGCAUGCUCUGCAUCACUCUGGGGAUUUGAGGCAGCUUCUAGAACUUGAAGAGCUUUUGAGGACAGCAAAACAAGGCAACGAUGCACUGAGUGAAACCCGUGCGGCAUCUGUGCCACUUUCUGAAUCAGGUUCUCUGAGUAAUGGGAACUCGAGUGAAACUGAUAAGAAUCAAGAUAGGUUGGCUCAGUUAUGUGGUGAUGCUUGUGAUAAAUCUGAGAUAUGCCUGAAGUCAAUUGAUAACUCUGACCCGAAAAAUGAAUUGCAUGAUGAAGAUAGAGAGACUUAUAAAUCUGAUGCCCAAGUGAAUGGAAGCCCUGAUGUUCUUGAUUCACUAUCUUAUGCUUCUGAAUCAUGUAAUGACUCAAGUGACUCUUCAGAAUCAGGCGUUAAAGUAUCUGCCAAUAGUAGCGACUCAAUUAAUGUCACUGAAAGUUUUAGAAACCCAAUCAGUAAAUUUAUUUUUCCCUGUGAAAUAAAAGAUGAAGCAAGAAAGAAUAAGAAGUUCUGUCUUACUCGGAUUUCAAAGACAAAUUCCAUAAGUAUAGAUUUUCGACUCUCCAGGGGUAUAUCAGAGGUUAAUGAAGGAAAAUAUGCUCAGGCCAUAUCCAUUUUUGACCAGAUAUUGAAAAAGGACCCUGCAUACCCUGAGGCAUUGAUAGGAAGAGGGACUGCAUAUGCAUUCCAGAGAGAAAUUGAUGCUGCUAUAGCUGAUUUUACAAAGGCUAUACAAUUUAAUCCAUUGGCCAGUGAGGCAUGGACAAGGAGAGGUCAGGCCCGGGCAGCCUUGGGAGAGUUUGCUGAGGCUAUUGAAGACAUGACUAAAGCUUUAGAGCUUGAACCCAACUCUGCAGAUAUCUUACAUGAGAGAGGGAUGGUCAAUUUCAAGUUUAAAGAGUUUGGUGCUGCUGUUGAAGACCUUUCAGCUUGUUUGAUUCUAGAUAAGGAUAAUAGCUCCGCCUACACAUAUUUGGGUUUAGCACUAUCUUCAAUUGGUGAUUAUAAGAAAGCUGAAGAAGCCCAUCUAAAAGCACUUCAACUUGACAGAAAUUUCCUUGAAGCAUGGGCACAUCUGAUUCAGUUCUAUCAUGAUCUAGCAAAUGCAACUAAAGCUCAUGAAUGUCUAAAUGAGGUGCUACGAAUUGACGAGAGAUUUGCAGGAGGGUAUCAUUUGCGUGGCGUUUUGUUUCAUGCAAUGGGUGAGCAUAGGAAAGCUAUCAAGGAUUUAACAAGGGGCUUGAGCAUUGAUGGCACCAACAUUGACUGUUUAUAUUUAAGAGCUUCCUGCUACCAAGCUGUUGGACAAUACAAAGAGGCGGUCAAGGAUUAUGAUGCUGCACUGAAUUUGGAUUCGGACUCAAUGGAGAAGUUUGCGCUACAAUGCCUUGCCUUUUAUCAGAAGGAGAUUACUCUGUACACAGCCUCAAAGUUUAACAAUGAUUUUUGCUGGUUCGAUAUUGAUGGAGAUAUUGAUGCACUUUUUAAGGAGUACUGGUGCAAGAGAUUGCAUCCAAAGAAUGUAUGUGAAAAGGUGUUCAGACAACCUCCUUUGCGUGAUUCUUUAAGGAAGGGAAAGCUUAGAAAGCAAGAAUUUACUAUUACAAAGCAGAAGGCUGCUCUUCUACAGGCUGCAGACUCCAUUGGCAAGAAAAUCCAGUAUGAUUGUCCUGGAUUCCUGCCUAAUAGACGUCAGCAUCGGAUGGCAGGACUUGCUGCUAUUGAAAUUGCUCAGAAGGUCUCAAAGGCUUGGCGUUCCCUGCAUGCUGAAUGGAAAUAUUCUAAAGGCAACUCAAAGAAUGGAAAACGGGCCAAGCGAAGGGAAAGAAUUAACAGGCCCAGUCAAAACAGGGGAGGUGUUGGUUGCAGUACGAGCAGUACCUUGGAAACAUCUUUACAUGGCACUGUAGAUGAUAGAUCAUCCAGCUGUACAAUGUCAUGGCAAGAUGUUUACUCAUUAGCUGUUAGAUGGAGACAGAUUUCUGAGCCUUGUGACCCUGUUAUGUGGGUGAACAAGCUAAGUAAAGACUUGAAUUCUGGAAUUGGUUCUCAUACACCUAUGAUUCUUGGGCAAGCCAAAGUUGUUCGUUACUUUCCUAAUUAUGAAAGGACAUUGGAUCUUGCGAAGACUGUCAUGAAAGAAAGAUCAUUUGUGUACAGCAACACAGAUGAGAUGAUCAAUCUUUCCAAAGAUGGAAAAUUAGAACAGGUCAUGCUAGCAAAAUCGUGCUCUGAUCUUUAUAGAGUUAUUGGUGAGGAUUUCUGGUUGGCUACCUCGUGCAACAGUACUGCAUUUGAAGGGAAGCAGCUUGAAGGGACAAGGAUAACCCUUGAAAAAAAGGGGGAACAUGGGUUUGACUUUGCUAUUAGAACACCUUGUACAUCUGCUAGAUGGGAAGAUUUUGACGCAGAAAUGGAAGUGGCAUGGGAAACUCUCUGCAGUGCCUACUGUGGUGAAAAUUAUGGAUCUACUGAUUUCAACGUGCUUGAAGACGUGCGAAAUGCAAUUCUAAGAAUGACAUAUUACUGGUAUAACUUUAGGCCCCUCUAUAAGGGAUCUGCUGCGGUUGGAUUUGUAGUUAUGCAGGGUUUGUUGCUUGCUGCCAAUAUGGAGUUCACAGGAAGCAUCCCACAGGGUUUACAAGUUGAUUUGGAAGCAAUUUUGAGCUCUGAUACAAACUCCUUUGUAGAUUCUGUUGAAACGUGGCUAUACCCAUCUCUGAAGUUGACAACCUUAUGGAAAGGCUACCCUGAUAUUGUGUCAACUUUUGAAACAAUAGGGUCCGUCGUUGCUGCUUUGAGUUUUUCUGACGAUUUUUGAUAAAUGGCCAGAUGCUAUGGAAGUUCAAGCUGCAGCAAACUGCAGCUAAAAUGAAAUUUCUUUGUUUCUUAUUGUCUUACUAGUGAACAUUUUCUUCAAUACCUGCUUAAGACACUCGGUGCUCCUUAUUUGUACUCUUUUUUAAAAGCGCUCCUUAUUUAUACCUAAUUUAUAUACCUAAUAAAGUUGAUAAACUCAACAAAUGAGUUGCAUAGAC